AAAUAUGCUCCUACAAGAAAGAGGAAACUGUUGGGUACAUUAAACAGAAGAUGAAUGAGAAUCAAUCUACAGAAAAAUCCAUCAAUCUGAUUUACUGUCUGAAUGAACUGGGUGAUCCAUGGGUGCAGGAGAUUUAAAGUAUGCAAUUUGAAUCAGUGGGAAAGUCCAAACUCUCCUUUUUACAGUGGUCAGCUUUAGUUUUUGUGUUGUUGACAUCUGAGCAGCAUCUGGAUGGACUUAAUCUAAAUAAAUUUAUUGGAGAUGAAAAUAAAGCAGAUGAAGUUCUUGUGAAACUGCAACCUGUAAUUAAAGAAACCAGAAAUGUUCAGUUAAGAUAUUGUGAAGUCACAGCUGAUGGUUGUGUUGCUCUGACUUCAGCUCUGAGAUCAAGCCCAUCACACCUGAGAGAUCUGAAUCUGUCUAAUAUUAAUCUAGGAAAUUCAGGAGUGAAGCUGAUCUCUGCUGUGCUGGAGAAUCCUCAAUGUAAAGUGAAGAAACUGAAUUUGAGUGGUUGUAAAAUCACAGAUGAAGGUUUUGUUGCUCUGACUUCAGCUCUGAAAUCAAACCCAUCACACCUGACACAUCUAGAUCUGAGCUGGAAUAAUCUACGAGAUUCAGGAGUAAAGUUGAUCUCUGAUGUACUGAAGAAUCCUGACUGCAAACUGAAGAUACUGAAGUUGUGUUCUUGUGAAAUCACAGAUAAAGGUUGUGUUGCUCUGACUUCAGCUCUGAGAUCAAACCCAUCACACCUGACACAUCUGAAUCUGUCUAAUAAUAAUCUAAAAGAUUCAGGAGUGAAGCUUUUCUCUGAUUUACUGAAGAAUCCUCAAUGUAAACUGGAGAAACUGGGCUUAAGUAGGUGUAAUAUCACAGACGAAGGUCGUGCUGUUCUGGAUUCAGCGCGAAGUUCAAACCCAUCACACCUGACAGAUCUGGACCACUAAGGAAAUAAUUUAAAAUGUAUAGUGUAUAUGUUGAGUACUGUAUGUAUAGUUUACAACAGUGGUCUCCAACAUGGCGUCCACGGGCACCAGGUUGCCCGCACAGAGUCUGUAAGUUGUCCCCCUAAGCACAUUCCAUUAACAGCUUAAACUGUAAAAUGUAUUUAUUUAUUACAUAUUUUUAUAUUAGCUUAGUUUCUUUUAUGUAUGUUAACAUUUUAAACAAUAAUUAUAUCAAAAACGUACAGCCCUCCAAAUUGUUUUAUCCAUUGUGGUAGCCCUUGCUUACAAAAAGGUUGGAGACCCCUGGUUUACAUUAGGCCUGUGUUUUAUUAUACACUUUAAUGUUAUAUCAUGAUGUCGCUUUUUUAAGAAUAACAUAUGUAGACUUCACCUGCAGUGCAGUAAAUAUUUAAAAAUGUAUUUAUUUAUCAUUAGUAAUGUGUGUUGUAAGGGUGAUUUAUUCCUCAGAUUUUCAAAAGGUAUAUCUCAGCCAAAUAUUGUACCAUCCUAACAAACCAUAAUGGAAAGUUUAUUUAUUUAACAUUCAGAUGAUAU
Misgurnus anguillicaudatus (oriental weatherfish) is the source of this 1499-nucleotide messenger RNA. The record is from RefSeq and is a predicted model, not a curated record. NCBI's taxonomy places the organism in Eukaryota, Metazoa, Chordata, Actinopteri, Cypriniformes, Cobitidae.